This is a messenger RNA of Rhinocladiella mackenziei CBS 650.93, 1131 nucleotides long. RefSeq lists its product as uncharacterized. The record is from RefSeq and is a predicted model, not a curated record. The transcript has 4 exons. NCBI's taxonomy places the organism in Eukaryota, Fungi, Ascomycota, Eurotiomycetes, Chaetothyriales, Herpotrichiellaceae. Gene Ontology annotation, biological process: D-sorbitol catabolic process. Bases 1 to 1131 code for a protein of 376 amino acids. Gene Ontology annotation, molecular function: L-iditol 2-dehydrogenase (NAD+) activity; zinc ion binding.
AUGUCUACUUCAAGCACAAGCCGAGCGCAGGUGUUAUUCGGACCUAAAAACUUACGCCUGAUUGACAGACCCAUUGAUCUACCCGGCCCAGGAGAAGUCCAAGUACAGAUUAAGUCAACCCCGUUAUGUGGUUCUGACCUUCAUUAUUUCUCGCAUUAUGCAAAUGGAGACAUCAUAAUUCGGGAGCCUCUUACUCAGGGACACGAAACUGCUGGAAUUAUCGUUGCAUUGGGCACCGAAGUUGACCAUUUGAAAGUCGGCGGUCGGGUUGCACUGGAAGUUGGCGUCCCAUGCGAAAAAUGUUUCCAUUGCCAGGACGGCCGAUAUAAUGUAUGUCCAGACCUGCGUUUUAGGAGCAGCGCAGCGUCCUAUCCGCAUUUUCAAGGAACAUUGCAGGAGAAAGUCAACCAUCCCGCUCGUUGGUGUCACAGGAUCCCCGAUUCUAUGUCCUUUGAUGAUGGUGCGUUGCUCGAACCUCUGUCAGUGGCGAUCCAUGCAUUUCGAAAGGCCGAUAUCCGAAGUGGCUCCCCAGUUUUGAUAAUUGGAGCCGGGGUUGUUGGUCUUCUUUGUGCGGCCGUUGCUCGACAUCGGGGAUGUAGGCGCAUAGUUGCCGCAGACAUAGCGCCUGGUCGCCUAGAGUUUGCACAAACCAAUGGUUUUGUAGAUGCUCAGUAUACUAUUGUCCCUAAGAGGGGUAAAGAUCUUAAGGAAGAUCUUGCCAUAUCGAAGGAAACUGCUGCGAAUCUGAUUGCGCUCAGCGAAGGGAGUGGAUAUGAUGCCGUUUUUGAAUGUACUGGAGUCGAGGCUUCGGUGAGGACCUCAAUAUACGCUUGUCGUCCAUCUGGUGAUGUUCUUCUCGUGGGAAUGGGGACUCCAAUACAGACUUUGCCCGUGUCUGCGGCUGCAUUCUGCGAAGUAAAUCUCAAAGGUAUCUGGCGAUAUGCAGAUACGUAUCCUACUGCACUCAAGAUCAUGGAAUCGAUCGAGCAACAGUACCUGAAAGCAGAUGCUAGGAAGCUAAUCACACACAAGUUCAAAGGCUUAGAGUCUGUCCCGGACGCCUUUGCUCUGGCUGCUCGAACGCAGGACGAAGAAGGGAACCUAGUGAUUAAAGUAGUAGUUCAGAACUGA